GAGAAUCCUGAGCUGGAUUGGGUUGGUAAGGCAAGGAAGAUACCACUGAGGCGGUGUUUGAGGAAGAAAGAGUGUGGAGUAGAGAAGAUGCAGGGGUCCCCUUGGGGGUGGCCCCCUUGGGCGGCGCUCCUUGGGGUGGCCUCAUUGGGCGCUGGCGUCUUGGUCUCCCUUUGGGCUUGGCCUGGUUGA
Molecule: messenger RNA, 189 nt
Organism: Ilex paraguariensis (yerba mate)
Lineage: Eukaryota; Viridiplantae; Streptophyta; Magnoliopsida; Aquifoliales; Aquifoliaceae
Source: the annotation of a GenBank genome assembly